AUGGAGCUUCCACCAAUACCGGGACCCAAGUUGGGCCCUUUUCAGUCACCGAAUGGCAAUGCUGGCCGGCUGGAAAUCGAAUUUCUCAACGAGCUUGGCACGGGCGCCCAUUCGAUAGUCUGGAAAGUAAAGAUUGAUGGUACGCUAUUUGCGUUGAAGCUGUUCAAACGGGGGAAGUACUACAAUCAUUUGGACUGGUACGAACGACCCCACGAUGAAGACAUGGAAAAGCUUAAUCUUGAUCACGACAAACUCAAUUUCCAAUGCCUCCCGUUCUUCAGCGAAUGCCGCGCCUAUGGUCGAUUAAAAGAAACCAAGAACGAACACCUGGCGGCCAAGUGCUACGGAUAUCUUGUACUCGAUAGAUCCUAUUCAAAACGAAUACGGAACGCUGGCAUAACGAAAAGGGAUCUUAUAGAAUGGCAGUUCUGGGCGCAGUGGGAGGAUGACCACGAUGAACAUCUUCCACUGCCCGACGAUAAGGAUGAAAAAUCUCUUCGCGAUUGGUUCAACAACGUUAUGGAGAGCGACGAACCUCCAUUACCGACUCCAUAUCCGGUCAAGGCAAUAGUGAAGGAACUUGUGGAGAAAAAGACCACAUUUCUCCCUGAGCACGUUUCACGUAUGAUGCGGGAUCUGCAACAGCUUCAUCGACUGGGGAUAAUACAUGGUGACAUCAAGGAAGAUGCUUACGUCAACGGUCUCAUAGUCGACUUCAGCUCCGCUAGGACUGUACCUCAUUUUCUACUCGACAAGAAGACAGUGUUCCGGAGCAUUGAAUGGGUGAAAAGUUACACUAGAUCCGACUAUUCCUGCUUCGAUGAACAGCUGGAAGAAUAUGAUAUGAUACCCGGUAGGCCAAAAAUCUGCACCCGUAUGCUCCAGGGCAAAGUGCGGUACAAUCUUCGAGAUAGGCCAGACAGCGAAGAAAUGAAGCUUCGAUGCAUAAAGUUCUAUGCUGAUCGAUAUCGGUGGAAGCCUGCACGUGGGGACAUUAUGGGCCUGCGUCAAAUCCAAGACUGGUCUGCAGCAUGGAUUCGAGGCCUCGUUGAUGAGGGUGAAUGGGAGGACAGCGAGGAAGAACCCGAAGAGGAUGACUGGUAUGGCGGAAGAGAAUGGAUGACUAGGACAGAGCUGCUAUACAAGCCAUCUUUUUGGCGACAGUUUGAUGGUUAG
Messenger RNA from Pestalotiopsis fici W106-1, 1176 nucleotides. RefSeq lists its product as uncharacterized. Lineage: Eukaryota; Fungi; Ascomycota; Sordariomycetes; Amphisphaeriales; Sporocadaceae. The record is from RefSeq and is a predicted model, not a curated record. Gene Ontology annotation, biological process: protein phosphorylation. Bases 1 to 1176 code for a protein of 391 amino acids. Gene Ontology annotation, molecular function: protein kinase activity; ATP binding. The transcript has 2 exons.